This is a messenger RNA of Eptesicus fuscus (big brown bat), 1804 nucleotides long. It is a transcript of the gene VDAC1, whose product is annotated as voltage dependent anion channel 1. The record is from RefSeq and is a predicted model, not a curated record. NCBI's taxonomy places the organism in Eukaryota, Metazoa, Chordata, Mammalia, Chiroptera, Vespertilionidae. The transcript is spliced from 9 exons. Bases 111 to 962 code for a protein of 283 amino acids. Gene Ontology annotation, molecular function: voltage-gated monoatomic anion channel activity. Gene Ontology annotation, biological process: monoatomic anion transmembrane transport. Gene Ontology annotation, cellular component: mitochondrial outer membrane.
UCGCCGCCGUCCGCGCUGCCCCGCCCUCGGUCCCGCCGCUCGCUGGGUUCCUCGCGCCGCAGCCCCCGCCGUCCCCGCCGCGGAGCCCGCCGCCACUGCCCGAGCAGAAGAUGGCUGUGCCUCCCACGUAUAUUGAUCUUGGCAAGUCCGCCAGGGACGUCUUCACCAAGGGCUAUGGAUUUGGCUUAAUAAAACUUGAGUUGAAAACAAAAUCUGAGAGUGGACUGGAAUUUACAAGCUCAGGUUCAGCCAACACUGAGACCACCAAAGUGAAUGGCAGUCUGGAAACCAAGUACAGGUGGACCGAGUAUGGUCUGACCUUUACAGAGAAAUGGAACACGGACAACACACUAGGCACGGAGAUUACUGUGGAAGACCAGCUUGCACGUGGACUGAAGCUGACCUUUGAUUCAUCCUUCUCCCCAAACACUGGGAAAAAAAAUGCUAAAAUCAAGACAGGGUACAAGCGGGAGCACAUCAACCUGGGCUGCGACGUGGACUUCGACAUCGCCGGGCCUUCGGUCCGGGGCGCCCUGGUGCUGGGCUAUGAGGGCUGGCUGGCUGGCUACCAGAUGAAUUUCGAGACGGCGAAGUCCCGAGUGACCCAGAGCAACUUUGCCGUUGGCUACAAGACUGAUGAAUUCCAGCUUCACACUAACGUAAACGACGGGACGGAGUUUGGUGGCUCCAUUUAUCAGAAGGUGAAUAAGAAGUUGGAGACCGCCGUUAACCUCGCCUGGACAGCAGGAAACAGUAACACUCGCUUUGGAAUAGCAGCCAAGUACCAGAUCGACCCCGAAGCCUGCUUCUCGGCUAAAGUGAACAACUCCAGCCUGAUAGGGUUAGGAUACACCCAGACACUAAAGCCAGGUAUCAAACUGACGCUGUCAGCUCUGCUGGAUGGCAAGAAUGUCAAUGCUGGUGGCCACAAGCUUGGUCUAGGACUGGAAUUUCAAGCAUAAACGAACACUGUACAAUCGUUUAAUUUUAAACUAUUUUGCAGCAUAGCUACCUUGAGAAUUUAGUGUACCUUUUAAUGUUGUAUGUCUGGGAUGCAAGUAUUGCUAAAUAUCAUGUUAGACCUCCAGGUUAAAGAUGAUUCAGCUUUAAGGUGUUACCCUUUCAGAGGUACAGAAGAAACCCAUUUCCAAAACAGGUCCUCACAGCUGUAGACUUGGGGGAACUUGGCAGCCCCGCUAGAGACGUCAGGUUUCUUUUUUAUCGAGAAAUGGCUACAAGCGGAAGCUGAUGAUGAUUUGUAAGCACUUUGUAAAUUUGUAUUGCUUCAAUGUAUGAAAUUAUGACUUCCUGAGAAUUGAAUCUUGAUUUCCUACCCUAACUGAGAGAGGCUCACUAUUUGAUGGUGUGUACAAACUCAUCUGAUGGGACUUUUUUAGACCUGUUUCCACCCCGGUCCAUCACCUCUUUUGCACCAAAAGUAGUCUUCAGGGUGUGGUAGUUUCUUUUGUGCCAUUUUGGGGUGGAGAAGGUGGAUGUGAUGAAGCCAAUAAAUUCAGGACUUAAUUCCCUCUCAUGUUGUGGUUUUUCGCCCUUGCGCCAGAGUAUGAAAUAGCUUCCAAGAGCUCCAGCUGCAAGCUGGGAAGAGUCUGUGACUGUAAUCACAUGGUGACAACACUCGGAACCUAAAUUAGACUUCUGUUGUGUAUUCUCGCCACUCGGUUUAUUUUUUAGCAGUUUAAUGGGUACAUUUUAGAGUCUUCCAUUGUGUGGAAUUAGAUCAUCCCUUUCAAAUGCUGUAAUUAACAUCACUUAAAAUAAAACUUGAAUAAAAUAUUGAAACCUC